Messenger RNA from Centropristis striata (black sea bass), 1122 nucleotides. RefSeq names its product ADP-ribosylation factor-like 14 effector protein (gene arl14ep). Lineage: Eukaryota; Metazoa; Chordata; Actinopteri; Perciformes; Serranidae. The record is from RefSeq and is a predicted model, not a curated record. Bases 157 to 825 code for a protein of 222 amino acids. Gene Ontology annotation, cellular component: intracellular membrane-bounded organelle. The transcript is spliced from 5 exons.
ACUCUACUAAGGCUAUACCGGAAUUCGAAGCGGAUAUACAUUUUUAUCUUCGUCGAAGAAGAAGUCGAAAGAAAACAAUCACAAACCUCCAGUGUCCGAUUCUUAUUUCAUGCACAUUUUCAGCACCAUCGCACCGUUUUGACAAAAAAGGACACCAUGCCCGUUAUUUGUGCAGCGACGGGAUGCAGCAAUAAGUUUGUGAAGGGGUCGGAAAUCAGAUUUUACAGGUUCCCACUCAGUAAACCUCUACUUGCCGGCAAAUGGGUGCACAGCUUGGGGAUGAAAAACUUCAUCCCAACUGUCAACACCUGUCUCUGCUCAGAGCACUUCAGGGCCGACUGCUUCAGGGACUACAACGGCAAACAGUUUCUGAGGGAGGAUGCAGUGCCCACCAUAUUCAGUCAUGGCCAGGACUCCUCAAAGAUUGAACUUCGUAAAAGAGGGGUGAUACCAAAGGAGACAAACACUGCAAAUCAGAUGGGAACACAAGCAGACAAAGAAAGAGUGAGAGAGGCGGCAGGUCAACGCAGAGAAAAAAGAGGAGGGAUGAGGGGUGGACGAGGAGGCCGUGGAGGGAAGCAGCUGUCUGACAGGCAGGCUGCUGGAGCCAAGAGCAGAGUGUACGACAACAAAGGCCGACUACUGUCCAACAACAAGGACAUGUGCGACUGUCUGGACGAGGAUUGUAUGGGCUGCUUCUAUCCUUGCCCCGAAUGCGGCUCACGCAAGUGCGGGGUUGAGUGCCGCUGUGACAGAAAGUGGCUUUACGAGCAGGUGGAGGUGGAGGGCGGAGAGAUCAUCCGGAACAAAUUCGCUGUAUUGUAAUCAGUGACUCUUCAGGGAAAUUUCACUCUCCCUGAAUACAGCUGCCAGUCAAACACUGGGCUGAUGGACUAUUCAAGACUAUGAUGCUUUUUUUUUUUAAAGAAAUCUUCCACAAUGUUAUGAAAUAAUCAGGUGUCUUAAAGCUACUAUCCAAGGUAGGAAACUAUGCAGAAUAAUGUAAAUAUUCUGCUGAAUGUUGGAUGUGCUUUGUGUUCCACUUUUUGUUCCGCUGUUGUUUUCCAGUAAUGUCUCUUGUGUGCCAUUCUUAUGUGUUAAUAAACUAUUUUCUUAAUGUUU